This is a messenger RNA of Schistosoma rodhaini, 471 nucleotides long. NCBI's taxonomy places the organism in Eukaryota, Metazoa, Platyhelminthes, Trematoda, Strigeidida, Schistosomatidae. The record is from the annotation of a GenBank genome assembly.
AUGUCUACAAAGGCUAGACGCCGUCUUAUGAACGAUUUUAAGAAAAUUCAGCUUGACCCUCCUCCUGGUGUAUACGCUGUUCCACUUGAUGACAAUAUAAUGAAGUGGCAUGCAAUUAUUCUGGGGCCGGAUGGUACGGCAUUCGCAGACGGUAUAUUUCGGCUAACAAUGGAGUUCACCGAGAACUAUCCUAACGUCCCACCGAUUGUGCGAUUCGUUUCCAAAAUGUUCCAUCCUAAUGUUUAUAGUGAUGGCAGUAUAUGUUUGGAUAUAUUGCAAAACAUGUGGUCUCCAUCAUAUAAUAUUGGAGCAAUCUUAACAUCAUUACAGUCACUUUUGGGUGACCCGAACCCCAACUCUCCUGCAAAUACGACAGCAGCAGAAUUAUUUGAAGAAGACAAACGCCAGUAUGAAACACAAGUCCGAGCCAUUGUUGAGGAAUCAUGGAGAAAUGAUGAAUCUGUUGAUUGA